CAUUUCUAGAACUAAUUACACCUAAGUUCGGAUAAAACUGUUCGGUACUGAGUGUCAUAACUGUGUCGGUCAAUACCAUAGUUAACCAUUGUGUAGUGUCCAUAGGUACCUAAUCGGAUCGUUAAGUAAACCUACAUCACAGCAGUAUGGUAAGUCCAUGCUUUAUAUGCCCCUAUGCCUAGCAGUGGGACGUUAUUUAGAAGAGAUACAUUAAACUGAAACACUAUAGAUACGUAGCAGUUAUUAGACAAAAAGAAUAGAGAUAUAAAAGUAAAGCUUAGGUACUGAGCAUUAGCUAGAGUAGUUUCUGCAUCAUUGGCCCGACUAAGUGCCUAGCUAGAUAGAUGGAAAUGACGCUUAGAGUCCCCAGUGCAUUUGAAGUGAAGUGAAAUAAGUGACCGGACAUGUUCCCCUUGAGAGAAGUCCACGGCCGCAGCGAUUAUGAGGACCUUGGCGAAUACGAUGAGGAAAGAAAGAAGCCGCCCUGGUACUGUGCGGCGUACGAAGCCUGCAUUCGUAACAUUCUCCGCUGCCGGCGUUGGCUACGACUGCAACUCAAUUCCAGGACCUGGAAAUCUUUAAAUGAGGACGAGGUCACGACGUCCGGCCUCACGGACGGCGCGGCGGACGAGCAGAACCGCGUCAUCUUCGUCAACCGGCCGCAGCCGCAGAAGUUCGUCUCCAACAGGAUAUCCACCGCCAAGUACAGCUUGCCGUCGUUCGUGCCGCUGUUCCUGUUCGAGCAGUUCCGCCGCUACUCCAACUGCUUCUUCCUGCUCAUCGCGCUGCUGCAGCAGAUCCCCGACGUGUCGCCCACGGGCCGCUGGACCACGCUCACGCCGCUCAUCCUCAUCCUCACCGUCAGCGCUAUCAAGGAGAUCGUCGAGGACUUUAAGCGGCACCGCGCGGACGACGAGACCAACCGGCGCAAGGUGGAGGUGAUGCGUGACGGGCGCUGGCUCAGCCUGCGCUGGGAGAAGCUGCAGGUGGGGGACAUCUGCAAGGUGCUCAACAACCAGUUUUUCCCCGCCGACCUCGUCAUGCUGGCCUCCAGUGAACCGCAGGGCAUAUCGUUCAUCGAGACGUCCAACCUGGACGGCGAGACCAACCUGAAGAUUCGGCAGGCCAACUCCGAGACCGCGCCGUUGGACAACGUCGCCGCGCUGGCGGAGUUCCGCGCCACCGUGCAGUGCGAGCCGCCCAACAGGCACCUCUACGAGUUUAACGGCAUGCUCAAGGAGACCAACGCUAAAACAAUCCCACUGGGUCUGGAGCAGAUGCUGCUGCGUGGCUCCAUGCUGCGCAACACGGCGUGGGUCAUCGCCCUCGUGGUGUACACGGGCCACGAGACCAAGCUCAUGAAGAACUCCACCAAAGCUCCACUGAAGCGCUCGUCCAUCGACCGGCAGACCAACACGCAGAUCCUGAUGCUGUUCAUCAUCCUGCUGGUGCUGUCGCUGCUCAGCGCCGUGUUCAACGAGCUGUGGAUCCAGCAGCGCAAGCACACCGACUGGUACAUCGGCCUCUCCGAUGCGCAGAAUACAAAUUUCAUAUUCAACUUUUUGACAUUUUUGAUAUUAUACAACAAUCUUAUACCAAUAUCCUUACAAGUUACUGCUGAAAUUGUCAGAUUUUUCCAAGCGAAGUUUAUAGCGAUGGACAGUGAGAUGUACCACGCGGAGACGGACACGCCCGCGUUGGCGCGCACGUCCAAUCUCAACGAGGAGCUGGGCAUGGUGCGCUACGUGUUCAGCGACAAGACCGGCACGCUCACCUGCAACGUCAUGGAGUUCCGCAAGUGCUCCAUCGCUGAGGUGAUAUACAACAAGCCGGGCCACAACGAGCGGCUGGAGGACACGCUGCUGUACCAGAACCUGGACAACAACCACCCCAACGCCGCCGUCAUCUCCGAGUUCCUCACCAUGCUGGCCGUGUGCCACACCGUCAUCCCCGAGCUGGUGGACGGCGCCAUCAACUACCACGCCGCCUCGCCGGACGAGCGCGCGCUGGUGGCGGGCGCGGCGGCGUGGGGCUGGGUGUUCGCCGCGCGCACGCCGCAGGCGGUGACGGUGCGCGCGCGCGGCCGCACGCUCACCUACAGCGUGCUGCACGUGCUCGCCUUCACCUCGUCGCGCAAGCGCAUGUCCGUCGUCGUGCGCGCGCCCACCGGUGAGAUCAAGCUGUACUGCAAGGGCGCGGACUCGGUGAUCUACCCGCGGCUGGCGGGCGGGCCGCGCGCGGCGGCCUUCGCGGAGGCCACGCUGGCGCACCUGGAGCACUUCGCGGACGAGGGGCUGCGGACGCUGGUGUUCGCCGUCGCAGACAUCCCCGAGCAUUUCUACAAGGACUGGUCGAACACGUACCACAAGGCGAGCAUCGCGAUACACGACCGCGAGCAGAAGCUGGAGGAGGCCGCGCUGCUCAUCGAGAACAACCUGCGGCUGCUGGGCGCCACGGCCAUCGAGGACAAGCUGCAGGACGGCGUGCCCGAGGCGGUGGCGGCGCUGCUGCAGGCCAACAUCCACGUGUGGGUGCUGACGGGCGACAAGCAGGAGACGGCCAUCAACAUCGCGCACUCGGCGCGCCUGCUGCACGCCGCCAUGCCGCUGCUCGUGCUCAACGAGGACAGCUUGGACGCAACCAGAGAGAGUCUAUCCCGUCACUUGGCGGACUUCGGCGAGAACCUCUGUAAGGAGAACGAAGUGGCGCUCGUGAUAGACGGACAGACACUCAAGUACGCGAUGGGCUGUGACCUCAAGAAGGACUUCUUGGACCUCUGCGUGUCGUGCAAGGUGGUCGUGUGCUGCCGCGUCUCUCCCAUACAGAAGGCCGAGGUGGUGGAAAUGGUCUCCCGAGCGACUGGCGCGGUGACGUUGGCCAUUGGCGACGGUGCCAACGACGUGGCGAUGAUCCAACGUGCUUCGGUGGGCGUUGGCAUUUCCGGCGUGGAAGGCUUGCAGGCUGUCUGCGCUUCCGAUUACAGUAUUGCACAGUUCCGCUUCUUGGUACGUCUGCUUCUGGUGCACGGCGCGUGGAAUUACUCGCGCAUCAGCAAGCUAAUCCUCUACUCCUUUUACAAGAACAUCUGCCUCUACGUCAUUGAGCUCUGGUUCGCGAUAUACUCUGCGUGGUCGGGUCAAAUAUUAUUCGAACGCUGGACGAUAGGGUUCUACAACGUAAUCUUCACAGCGCUGCCGCCAUUCGCCAUCGGACUGUUCGAUAAGAUCUGUUCCCCUGAAAUUAUGUUAAGGCACCCGGUGCUGUACAUCCCGUCGCAGCAGAACCUGCUGUUCAACGUGCGCGUGUUCUGGGUGUGGGCGGUCAACGCGCUGCUGCACUCCAUGCUGCUGUUCUGGCUGCCCGUGUUGCUGACGCAGCAUCACGUCCUGUGGCCGCACGGCAAGGACGGCGGGUACCUCGUGCUCGGCAACUUCGUCUACACCUUCGUGGUGGCGACGGUGUGCCUGAAGGCGGGGCUGGCGACGCACUCGUGGACGUGGGUCACGCACGUGUCCAUCUGGGGCUCCAUCGCGCUGUGGUUCCUCUUCAUCCUCGUCUACAGCAACCUGUACCCCACCAUCCUGAUCGGCGCGGUGAUGCGCGGCAUGGACCGCAUGGUGUUCAGCUCGCUGGUGUUCUGGUUCGGCCUGCUGCUGGUGCCCGCCGCCACGCUGCUGCCCGACCUGGUGGUCACCGUCAUACACAACUCCGCCUUCAAAACGAUGACGGAGGCGGUGCGAGAGAGCGAGAUCAAGAAGCGGGACCCGGCGGCGCUCCUCGCGCAGCCGCGCCACUCAUGGGUUCGCGUUCUCGCAAGAGGAGGGCGCCAGCGUGUCGCAGGCCGACGUCAUCCGCGCGUACGACACGAGCCGGCCGCGCCGCUCCUGAGCGCGCGCGCGUCUGCCCGCGUGCGGCGCGCGCGCGGCUCGCAUGCGGCCGGUGUCACGCGACCCAGCUGACGGCUCCACUGCAGCGUAAAAUAGGCCUACUUACUUUGCAAACAGAAAAACUCCAUGAGCUUUUGAAGCGUUCUUUUAUAUCUUUUUACUUGUAAGAAAAUCAAAGUACAUAUUUACUUUUCAAAUAAGAUGUAUAUUAUCCACUUCUUUGUUUACUACUGAUCAUAACACAAUCAAGUCGCUGUGAGGUGAUUUCAUUUUUAUAGUUCGCAACGAAUGUGUUUGCCACUCUGAAUGAGUGCGCAUUAUCUAAUCAGUACCUACUAAAAAUUACAAAUGCGUAUUUUGAUUUUUCUUUUAAAGUUUUAUCGUCAUUCACAGUACCAUUUGAAAUAAAUGUAAGUAAUUCGACUACGAGUACGUCAUAACGGAAUGUUUCAAAGGCUUGCUUAUAACUUAUCACAAUAAUUAUUACUCGUGAGUACGCUUCGCAUUUUGUUUAUUGUCUGUAAUAGGUAUUACAAUUACAUUUAAUUACGGUUAUUAUCAUUUAUAGAUGCUCUAUACAAAUGGUACCUAUUAUCUUUGUUUGUCUGUAAUUCAUUGCAUAUAUUCAUAUGAAUAUAUCUGAGAAUUUCCUGAACCAUAACCCAUUUCUCAUCAAUAAGAUUAUUGCUAAAAAUGGUUUACUUAUGUUUAGAAAAUUCUUAGAUUUGCUAUUAUAUAAAAAGAUCAGCGAAUCUUGUUGCAGUCGUGUACUGCAACCGAACUACUAUCACGAUAGGUUGUAUUUUACGCGAGUUGGCCGUCAGUGCUCCUCAGAACUCAAAUAUGACUCUACAGAUCGUGCGCAACGACUUGGACUCCUUGUCUAUGUGUAAGACGGCGAAUUGUGCGCAUGAAGUCGAAAGCAUCAAAUCUAUGAGCUGCUCUUGCGUAUCUAUCCGAACGAGGUGAUCAACUCGUUGCGCAUGGUCUAAUACACCAAUGAGCCAAAAACACAGUAGGUAUAUUUAGUAAUAAUAUUUUAUCGAAUCGUAAAGUGCAUAUAUAAUAUAUGAUAAUCUAUAUUAUCUAGAGUAUAAAAUAAAUAUUUUGGUCACGUUUUAUCGAACCGGUAAAUUUUAUGAUAAUAUACAUUUUUAAAUGAAGAAAUCUCUUAGCGGGUCUGUAUGGACACUCGAGCUGGUGGCUGAUUACUUGUCGAAUCGUAAGCAAUGUUCCUUUCAGUACGUAAUAUGCUGAUGAGAUUAUUUGAAAAUGUAUUGCAUGCGGUGCGACUGUGAUCUGCAAACAGCAUCAUUUGCAAAGUACGUUGUAUUAUAUGUUAAGUUUCGCAUCCAUCACCACGAGUCAUACCCUGUAAUAUUAUCGCUAGAGAACUAGUGGAAAGUUUUGUGGAGGUACCUAACAAGCUAUAGCUGCUAAUGAUUAUGUAACUCCCUUUACUUGGACGUUACAUUCGGAACCCCUGGUACUGCUACUUUACGAUUAUCAUUAUUUAUUACCUAUUAAUAUAUAACUGAUAACAAUAAGUAUGUUAAAGGUAGAAGUAGGUACCUACUAACAAGUCAGUUUACCAGUAGGUACCUCCUUAAAACAUUUCACGAAUUCUUCCAUAAUUAGAUAUCGUUCGCGGCUUCGCACUCAUCUGCUUGCUAACUAACAAAUAUUCCGGGUUGUGUAAAGGCCAAAGAGAAAUAUUAUGUACGUACUUCGAUCUAUACACGAGAUGAACCAAACAAUGAGUUGAGCUUACAUAAAUCAUAGCUAAUAUUAGUUGAAAUCAUGAUAACACAUCAUUAUUCACAACCGUGUAGUAUAUAGGUAGGUAAAUAAAUUAAGUAUCUCAUUUGCUAGAUUUGUAAUAUUUAUUUUUAUGUAAUUGAUUUAUUUUAAUCAUUUAGGUGUGAUUGCUACUUAUUAUUUAUUAAUUAGUUUAGUAAGUAUUAACAAAAAAACUAAUUCGUUCUGAAAUUUCGAUGAAUUGUUCAAGUUAAUUAAUUUUAUAAAAAUGACUCUGCAGUAAUUUUUAUUACAAUAUUUUAUUUUAUAAUUUUUUUAUAUAUAAAGAUUAUAAACUAAACUAAAUGAAAUUGUCAAAAAUCAAAAGUUCAAAGCUUAUUUAUCAUUUGGUGUGGUUGCACCUUUGACUCGAUUAUUUGUUUUUGUUAUAUUAGUGUUGUCGGUUAUGUCCGCCAUAUUGGAUUUGUAACGACGUCAUGUUGACAAACUAAUAUCAUGGGACAAUCAUGGUGUUAAUCUUUUUUUUUAAUGAAGAGUGUAGAGCUUUUUAAUCUACAAUAUAUAGCAAAAACACAUUUUAUGUGAGGCUUUUCGGCAGAAUACGAGUACAUAGUUAUACAGAACUCUUCUAUGUUCUGUAUGGUCUCGCAAUUUUUUUACAGUUCCGCAAGAAUAAACUCGUAAUUAUCUACUAUCAUAAGUAUCUUUUUUUAAAUAUUUGAAUGAUUAAUGAUUAUACCUCAAAUAUUUGAGAAUAUAUCCGCGUAUUUCUGUAUACGUUACACAUGGCGGACAUAACCCUCAUACUGAUCUACAAUUUUAUAACCUGUUAUCUAUUCUAAACGGGGUGGAAAAUAAGCUAAAAGUUGCUGUUUUAUAGAAUAUUAGCCUACGCUUAUUUGUUAAAUAUAUUUGCUAUCAUAUUAUAAGUAUAAUUUGUUAUUAAAAAUUAUGAAUAUUCUAUUGAUCUAUUAGAUUACAUCAAAAUUUCAUUGCAUCUAGACGCUUUGCAUAUUGACAAACACAAAAGGACCACAAGUAUACUCGUAACCGGCAACGUUAAGGUUUCAUUAGAAACAACACGCGUGACAGUAUGCUUCCAUCUUUACAUUAAUAAUAUAAGACCAUCGGGGCGUAUAUUGAUUUAUAAAGAAAUACGCUACCCGCUAUCGACAUUGCUGUACAAAAUUUGUAAAACAUACAAUGUAAAUAAAAUCUAACAGUAUCCAUUCCUCAAAAUAAAAACAUAGAAUAAAAUAUCUGAAAAAACUCUUAUUAAUGAAAUUAAAUACAGUAAGUAUAUAGGUAACUUUGCUGUGACAGUUUUCGAAAAGGUAUUCUUGUUAAGAAUACGUAGAUAUAUUAUAUUGUAGAACAAAAAAAACGCUUUUGUCUUAUUUUUGGUACAAGGGAACACAUUUAUCAAUAGGAAUUAUGGAAUAACAUCCUAUUUUUCGUCUACUGGCAUAACUAUAUAGAAAAGCAAAGUUACCUUAUAUUUUAGUAACAAUGGUACAGUGAAACUGGAUUUUUCUGUAAACUAAAUGUGUAGAGAAAUUAAAUGUUUGUAUGUAAACUGUAAGCGAUACAAUUUUGUGUAGAGAGCCUAGCUGCUGACGCCUAGCGACAGUUAAGAGCACGAAUUUAUAUUUCGAUACUCAUCGGCACCAAGUCAUUACAAUCACUAGCACAUCUAUAAACCCCGCAAACUACUCACUGAGCGACAAGUCGACUACUUCGCUCAAGUAGGUAUACCGAACCUACAUAGGAACCGAAGCAAGGAUACCCAUAAACGAUCAUCUCAAACUUGUAUUCAUGGGUAAAACGAAAACGGAAAAAUUCGCAGUCUUAGGAGUUAUUUUAUAAUGUCAUUACUAGCAACUACAAUUAACAGAUCGAGAUUUUCGUUAUGGACUUCUUCUUCAUUCAUUCGAUAAUGUCAUCUCCCGCCGUCAUGAAAUCUGUUUAUACAGCUACCUACAUGUAUAGAUAACAACGCCUUCCCUGAAGGAGUGUUUUGGAUGUGGAGUGGAGUCAAAACUACCUAAUGAUUCUUGGCUACCUUUGAAUUGUUGAAAUUGUACUCAUCCUAUAAACUAUGAUCUGUGACAUUAAACAACUUAGGUUCGACUAAAUUAUCGGCAGUUUGUAUUUUGCGGGGACCCCUAGAAGUAAUUAAUCCUUGUCCCAAAUUUUGUACAUUUUCGAAAGCAACAGCUUUACUUUUUCCUCUAAGUAUCACCCAAAUUUAAGUGUAUUAUAUUUAAUAACAAAUGUGCGCGCAUUUGGACUGUAUUUCAUUUACCACUCGUUUAAAUAAAUCCUACACGCGGUGUCCCUUUGUUAUAAAUAAGGAACAGGACGCCACUGAUAUGCCAAUAAUGUAAUGCAAUUCUAGUCCAAAUUCGCGACCAACAAGUUUACUAGGCCUUGAACAUUAAGUUUUGAAGUAAACAAAUCCUUACUUUUGGAGUUGGCGUCAAUCAAUGUGACGGUAUCUGCUGAACCCACGCGGGCCUUUGUUUAGCCGCUUGCACAUUCAUCAGGUCAGCGCCAUCUACCGAGACUUUGUUUACUUUUAAACUUAAUUAAGGCUCUGCCUCCUCAGCCCAAACUAUGCGACUGUCAUCCGGUAGCAUGUGCAAUGUACCGGAAUUGGCGUUCGCGAUAGUUGGUUCUGGGGACGGAAUAAUUGUGAUAUCUGUAUAAUUACGUGUAAAUUGCAAAGUAAAAGUUUCAGAGUCUUUACAACAUGCCGACUGCUGGUUUUGUAACAUGUAACAUGUGUUACUGAUAUUUAUCACUAUACCUCUAACAGUUUAUUAUUGUUAACUGUUAACUUAUCUAAGAUUCGGGCGAGACUGGGCGCGGUGCGGUCGCCGGUCGGGCCGGAGAUGUUCUACACAAGACGGCGUGUCGUAUGACCGGCUCGUGGAGUCGCCACACACGGGGCACGCCUCAACCACGAACGUCGCCACCUAGAGUUGGAAGCGGCGUUUUGUGUGGCGUAGCUCCCGUGUGUGUGGACACUAAGCGUAACUUGGACACCGUCCGCUGCUAAGGCUGUGCCAUGUUUGGAAGCUGUUGCUUACACUCUAACUGAUUAGAGAGUAACAGAACAGGUAUAUCGGUUGUGAAGGUGAAUUGUGAACAACGUCGCCGAUGCCAAAGUACCUUUUAGGCUUUAAACAGUUAAUUAUGUGUUUACUCAAGUGACUCUACAACUGUUUUGACAUUCUAUAACUUUCAUUUUAUUAUUAUUCAAGAGUGUUAUUUUUAUAAUAAAAAAAUAUACGAAGCCUUUCUUUCCCAGUUAUAGUUUUCUAUCAUAAUUGCUAGUUACCUACUACUACAGCCCCCAGGCCGCAGCGGGUGUGGCACAGGGGAGAGGGGUGAGGGUUAGCCGACGUGUGACGUCACCGCGCUCCGAGCUCGCCCGCGUGUACUCGUAUUGUAAGCAGAGAUGUGAAUGUAACAGAAAAUAUAUGAUUUGUUCUCGUUCUUUA
This is a messenger RNA of Bicyclus anynana (squinting bush brown), 9151 nucleotides long. It is a transcript of the gene ATP8A, whose product is annotated as probable phospholipid-transporting ATPase IA. The transcript has 23 exons. The coding region runs from base 405 to 3959 and encodes 1184 amino acids. The record is from RefSeq and is a predicted model, not a curated record. Gene Ontology annotation, cellular component: plasma membrane. Gene Ontology annotation, molecular function: ATP binding; ATPase-coupled intramembrane lipid carrier activity; ATP hydrolysis activity. NCBI's taxonomy places the organism in Eukaryota, Metazoa, Arthropoda, Insecta, Lepidoptera, Nymphalidae. Gene Ontology annotation, biological process: phospholipid translocation.